Betta splendens (Siamese fighting fish) is the source of this 2798-nucleotide messenger RNA. It is a transcript of the gene ccnl1a, whose product is annotated as cyclin L1a. Gene Ontology annotation, molecular function: cyclin-dependent protein serine/threonine kinase regulator activity. Gene Ontology annotation, biological process: regulation of transcription by RNA polymerase II. Gene Ontology annotation, cellular component: nucleus. NCBI's taxonomy places the organism in Eukaryota, Metazoa, Chordata, Actinopteri, Anabantiformes, Osphronemidae. The transcript is spliced from 10 exons. Bases 75 to 1715 code for a protein of 546 amino acids. The record is from RefSeq and is a predicted model, not a curated record.
UUUGUCAUUCAUCCUGCUCCGCCGUCUUUCCGUUGAGACUGGUUGAGCUGUGACUUGUGUUUCUAGGUUGAAAGAUGGCUGCAGGUCCUCUCUCUGUGUCUUCUAACGCGUCCACAAACAACGAUGGCAUUCUCAUCGGUGACAAAGUUUACUCUGAGGUUUACCUUACGAUUGACAACUCACUCGUACCGGAGGAAAGGUUGUCUACGACGCCUUCCAUGCUCGACGGCCUCGACCUGAACACGGAGACCGACCUUCGCGUCCUGGGAUGUGAACUGAUUCAGUCGGCGGGAAUUCUUCUGCGGUUACCACAGGUGGCAAUGGCGACCGGCCAAGUUUUAUUCCAUCGCUUUUUCUACUCUAAAUCCUUCGUCAAGCACAGUUUUGAGAUUGUUGCUAUGGCUUGUAUGAAUUUAGCCUCCAAGAUUGAAGAAGCACCACGGCGAAUACGAGACGUCAUUAAUGUUUUCCACCAUUUAAGGCAGCUCAGAGGAAAAAAGACUCCAAGUUCAUUGAUACUUGAUCAGAACUACAUUAAUACCAAAAACCAAGUCAUCAAAGCGGAACGGCGGGUCCUGAAGGAGCUGGGCUUCUGUGUGCAUGUCAAGCAUCCACAUAAGAUCAUUGUCAUGUACCUUCAAGUCCUGGAUUGUGAGAAAAACCAGACCCUCGUCCAGACGGCCUGGAACUACAUGAAUGAUAGCCUAAGGACAAAUGUGUUUGUGAGGUUCCAAGCGGAGACCAUAGCCUGUGCCUGCAUAUUCCUUGCUGCUCGAGCAUUGCAGCUACCUCUACCAUCUAGACCUAAUUGGUACCUGCUGUUUGGAGCCAGUGAAGAAGAGAUUAAAGACAUCUGUAUUACCACGCUUACUCUCUACACACGAAAGAAGCCCAAUUAUGAGCAGCUAGAGAAGGAGGUGGAGCGAAGAAAAGUAUUUUUGGCAGAAGCUAAACUCAAAGCCAAAGGCCUCAAUCCUGAUGGUACUCCCGCACUGUCUACACUGGGUGGCUUCUCUCCUGCAUCCAAGCCCUCCUCCCCAAAUGUUGUCAAGGUGGAAGAGAAGUCCCCAAACACCCAGGCACUUAAACCAGUUAAAAAGGAGCCAGACAGCCGGACUCAGGUUAACAAAAGUCCACACAAUGGUUUGAGGAAAGAGGUGAAAAUUGGAAGGAACAGCAGAAGUGGAAGUCGGUCUCAAUCAAGAACACGUUCUCGAUCUAGAUCCCGCUCUCCUCGCAGGCAUUACAACAGCAGACGCAGUCGCUCGGGGACCUACAGUUCUCGCUCACGUUCGCGGUCUCACAGUCGCAGCCCAUCACCUAGGAGACAUCCACCCUCACCCCUCUUGCCCCACCUGAAGUCCAAGGCCAGCCACCAUGGCAACAGUGACUCCAAGUCCAGCGGACGGCACAACAAUAGUGGCGGUGGAGGAUCUGGUCACAAGAGGAAACGCUCGCGUUCUCGGUCACGCUCCCGCACUCCAGUCAAAGUAGACAGGGAUCGGGAAAGGGAGCGUGAGAGAGACAGAGAUCGCAGCUCUUUUGAGCUCUCUUCAAAGAAACACAAACAUGAACGGGGAAGUGGUCAUCGAGGCGACCGAAGGGAAAGGGAAAGGUCUCGGUCUUAUGAGAGGGACAGAGAGAGGGAGCGCAGCCACAAGAGCAAACACCACGGUGGUAGUGGACACUCUGGACACACUCGCCAUCGACGCUGAGACAAACGCAUCCCUAAACACAGGUUCUGGGACUGAGGGUUACCAUAAUGUCUCCACUAUACUCAAUGUGGGAUGUUCUGUCAAUGGAUAUUUUUAUUUUUUAUUUUUUUACAUUUUGUCAGCCGGUAUUAAGAAUUUUGAUUUUGAGGUCUGUGCCAGCUGGAUUCAUUGUGGAACACACAGCUAUUAAAUCCUUCAAAUGGUUAAGAGAUCGUGCUUGAAGAUUUUUAGGUUUAUCUGUCUCCUACCAAAUGAUUUUGGUUUCUGGGUUCCUCUUAUGCACCCAAAACUAGCCUACUCUACUAACUAAAUCCUGGUUGCAAUCUACUGUUAGAUUUUGUUGCCUAUAGUUUAUUCAUAACUUUAGUAAAAAGUUUUGUCCCAAUUAGCCUUAAAUUUGACAUCAGUAAAUUUUAUACAUUGUAGAUAUAGCUUCUAUAUGCACAAAUGUCAUUGCAAUAGAAUAUUUAUUGGAUUGAGUGAUGUUACUACAGCACACACAGCCAUUUUGGGGCAUCUGAGUAACCCAGGCAACAACUGGAGCAGUGGAAGGUUGUUUGGCAAACCUUUUUACAUGAUCGCAGCCUGAGGAAUUGUAUUAAUAUAUUGAGAUCAGUCCCAGACCCAUCUCACAAGUUAAUUUCCAAUGGUACCCUGUCUACAAGGCUCUACAAUUUCUUUUUCCCCCUCUUUGUUUUACAUGUACAAUUUUGGACUUUGGGAGAGGGGGUAUCUAUUUACAGUGUAAAGAAAGAUGGAUGUCCACUGACAAAAUGUGAAUGCUUUGAUUUUUAAAAGCGAACUGUUCAGUGAAAGUGUUGAAUGAAUAAAUGUAAAAUAAAAAUUAUUAUUCAGGAAAGAUUACGAUGUUUGCACAUUAAGGGAGUGGCAGGUGACUCUUUUUUAAUGUUUGAACUCAUUUUGCUUUUGUAUAGUUUAACAGCAAUUUUUUUUUUUUUUUUAUAACAGCAGGGGUUGCAGACUUAAUUUCCAAACGUUUUAGUGUUGUCAGUUUGUUACACUGGUUUUAGUCUGCAUGACCUCAUGUCAUAUUUUAUUCAAUAAAUGAGUUAUGCCACUGAA